CGCACAUACGUAAAUGGACUUAUUAUGCAUGCGCCUUAGGGUAGUCGUAAAAAAGUAUUUCGAUUAUUUCCUGAGACAUAGAGCAACUGACAAUUGAUAGGAAAGCCUCAAAGUUUUACGUAUCAAUAAUGCAGUUGUGAUGAAAAAGGGGGUUGUGGGUCCGGUUGCGAUGGGAAAGACCAAGCAAUUAUCUAAUGAACAGACUGCUAAGCCAGAUAAAGAGGAUGAUUGUUGUGGCUGCUGCUUGGACUCGUGUCGAGGGAUUUUUAACCCAGUCCUGCGCAAGAUUCACACUCUCCUUGACGAGCAACCUACGAAAAUCCCCGUGGAUGAGAAAGCAUUGCAGUGGCACGAGCGUGCGAGGUGCUCUCGUAUCUCACUGGUGAUGCCUUUAGUUUCUAUUCUAUUGUAUUUGAGUGAUUUUGGUAUGGAUGCGUCCGUGGCGUAUGAUUUCUACAAGGCUGGAGAUGUGGUGUGGUGCGCCAUUAUGGUGGGAAUACUGUUAAUCUCAUCAGUGGGCUUGCAGGCGGUAUCUGCGUUCAGACUUCAGGAAGACAAUACUAACCCAGACAGAGGUACGAAGGAAUGGAUGGAAGACGAACUGGAGAUCAAGACUACAAGGCGCACUUACAUUCUACACAUACUUCAGCUAGGGCCCGUAGUCAGAAACUGGAGAAUCUUUAGGACAGUUCGCAAGAUCCGGAACCUAGACAAUACCGAUAAAGACGAACAAACGAAGUGGAUCAUCCAGGCGUUGUAUGCAAAUCAGAAACUAGACAUGUCAUUAUUAGAUGUGAUCUCUUCCUUCCUCGAGGACGCGCCCAUAUUUUUGCUCCAAACCUACAUCGUUCUUCUCACCCGAAGAGAGUUCACUUGGACUUUUGCCGAGAUCAAACUCGUCUUUAAUACCUUCAAAUCUGUAGUGAUGCUCGCAAAGGCACUGAAAGCUUACCGCUUCAAUCUUCACUUCUUUGACAUCAGCCGAGCGCCCCUCCCCAUGUGCGCAAGUCUUGGACUCUUCGCCUGGUCCUUCUUCAUUCUAAUAGCCCGUGUUUUAGUCUUGGCGCUAUUUGCCACCACUUUCAAGGCUUGGAUAGCUCUGGUUUUUGCCCUCGACAUUAUGAUAUCCUAUCUCAUUUUGUUCAAUCAAGAUUGCAACUACUUCCCAAAUAGCAAGCUCAAGCUUAACCUAUUCAAGCUCUUUUUGGCGUACGUACAUCUCUUUGCUUUUUUUCACUUGGAGGGUAGGCAAAUGCGCCGAUUUGCAUACCCAUAUUACGCUUUUGCUUUCUUCGAGAACGUGAUCCUUAUGUUGCUUUGGGGUCUUUGGACCAAUCAGAGCAUGGUAUUUAUCAUAGUCGCAUCGUCCAUAGCAGGACUGACGUUUCCAGUUGGCUUGCUUGUGAUGAUGUUGUACUACGCGUGUCCCGGAUGCUGUCAUCCUCUUAGCAGAACAGAAGAAGAUUAGCCAGAACACAAUUGUGAACCGGAAGUGGACGGUGGAUCGACUGGGACCGAGAUGCAGCCUAUAAUGACGACAGCGGCUGUGUAGCGAACCCAUGCGCGUGUAAGGUUGAUGCAGACAACCCUCGUGCCUUGGGUCUUCUUGGUAAUUUUCAAUAUGGCGCCUAGCUGACGAAGACGCCAUAUUGAAAAUUACCCAGAAGACAUUACACUAAAAUACAGUACCGGUACUCUCUGCACUUAAAAACAGUACCCACUAUGCACUAAAAAGCGGUAUCCACUGCAUAAAAUACACUGCACUAAAAUACAAUACCCACUGCACUAAAAAAAAUACAGUCUCACAAUAUGUAUAUAGUUAAAAUAAUACUUAUAACCCUACACUACCUAACAUCAACGACAUAAUCCGUAGAAAUUACAACCUACUCUCGUCUAAGCGAUGCCAUAAGGUUUUCACUGAGCCCCCUCUUGUCGCCUUUCGCUGCUCACCCAACCUCCGCGACAUCCUCGUUAAAGCCAAGCUACCUUCCGACCACUCUAACACCAACAAACCUCCCGGUGCUUUCCGUUGCGGAAAAAACUGCCUAACCUGCCCCUAUAUUAGAACCGAUGGCCUGACAAGCUACACAUUUUUCUCAACAGGUGAAACACGACCUAUAACCUCCCACUUAACCUGCAAUACUAAAAACGUGAUUUAUAUGAUUCAAUGUAACCGCUGUAGCCUUCAAUAUAUUGAAGAAACUAAACGCAAAUUAAAAGAACGCUUUAAUGACCACCGCAGAACUGUAGACUCCCAAUCUCGAUUCAUACUAACCCACGCCGCUGAACACUACCUAUAACCUAACCACACCGCUUCUGACAUAGAGCUCAUACCUAUUGUAAAAAUAAGAAAUAACCACGACUCCAUCCGCAAAGCAAGAGAAGCCACACUGAUAGCUCGCGCUGGCACUCUUGAACCCGGUGGCCUCAACCGGCGUGAAGAAACCGUUUAGCUGUUUAGUAAUCCACACUACCCUAUUUACCAUAUUCCAUAAGUUACUCCUUACUCAAUUACUAUUUUUACCUUUUGUUAGUUUUAACAAAAAAAAAUCAUCAAUGGACUUUGUACAUAUACUAGCUGUAACAUGCCAUUGUAACUCAUUUUUAACCUGAAGCCGAAAUAUCGUUCGAAAAAACAUAAACCUGCGUUGUUGUCGACAUUUUCUCUUUUAAAGGUUUUAUUAAAAUAAUUGAAUCAAUCAAAAUACCCAAAUAGUCGUGUUCGUAUAAGUAUGAUUCCCAAAGGCAAAGACUGAUAAUUGACUAGUUUUUAAUACAAGACUUCUUUAGGGCAGAAGUGUAAUUCAUCAGCAUUAUUGAUUUACAUUUUUCCUCUUUGAGCAAAUAAAUGUCAUGCUGUCACGCUAUAUCAAAAAUCUAAAAUACAGUCCAGAAUUGUCCAACUCACCUCUUACUGUACUAUAUGUAUACAAUAUUAUAGGACAUUUUCGCGACACUUUAUUUUCGUGAAAAAUCGCGAAAUUCGCGCAAUUAACGUGACGCGAAAAAAAAGUGUAAUAAAGUACUAGCACUUGUUAAAUAAAUUUGCUAACUUGG
This is a messenger RNA of Nematostella vectensis (starlet sea anemone), 3057 nucleotides long. Its product is annotated as XK-related protein 8. The coding region runs from base 140 to 1468 and encodes 442 amino acids. Gene Ontology annotation, cellular component: membrane. The record is from RefSeq and is a predicted model, not a curated record. Lineage: Eukaryota; Metazoa; Cnidaria; Anthozoa; Actiniaria; Edwardsiidae. The transcript is spliced from 4 exons.